Dentiscutata erythropus is the source of this 654-nucleotide messenger RNA. The record is from the annotation of a GenBank genome assembly. Lineage: Eukaryota; Fungi; Glomeromycota; Glomeromycetes; Diversisporales; Gigasporaceae.
AUGCCAAUAAAUUACCCUAAAAAUUGUCCUGAAUGCAAUGGCUAUUGUUUGUACGCAAGUUUUGCAAGAAGGGAGUUUGUGUUAACCUCUGAACAUGUGACAGAACCUCGAAUCAAUGAAUUUGAUAUUCCUAACCAACUUCAACAACAUUAUUACACUGAACCUGUUCAACAUCCUCAAAUUAUAAAUAGACUACUUAUUUUUAAUGGACCACAUCAUCACCCUCGUAUUAACAGAUCCAAUCAUACUCAGCACCCUCCUCAGCAUCCUUGUAUUAGCGGACCUGAUCAAUUUCCUCUGCAUCCUCAUAUCAGCGGACCCGAUCAAUUUCCUCUGCAACCUCGUAUCAGCGGACCCAAACAAUUUCCUCUACAUCCUCCUGAGAAUCAACAAGCUAGAACUUACUCAAUUCAACCCCCAUUGACUUCUGUGCAAGCCAAAAUUCAAAUUAAUAAUAACCUCCAAAGACAACCAUCAUUCACAUCUCAAACCUCAAAUGCCUCAAAUGUAACUGUUGAGCUCUUACGAGAGUUUAAAAAUUCCGUUAUUCGUCUUGGUAGUUGUGACACAAAACCAGGAAUACCAGAAGAAGCAGCAACGGAGCUUACAACUGUGGCAGAAGAAGCAGCAACAGAGAUCAUAGUCACAACUUAA